Papaver somniferum (opium poppy) is the source of this 1976-nucleotide messenger RNA. RefSeq lists its product as uncharacterized. The record is from RefSeq and is a predicted model, not a curated record. Gene Ontology annotation, molecular function: transmembrane transporter activity. The coding region runs from base 357 to 1619 and encodes 420 amino acids. Gene Ontology annotation, cellular component: membrane. The transcript is spliced from 5 exons. Gene Ontology annotation, biological process: transmembrane transport. NCBI's taxonomy places the organism in Eukaryota, Viridiplantae, Streptophyta, Magnoliopsida, Ranunculales, Papaveraceae.
GAGGAUCUUAAGAUGAAGUCAGAAACACUAAUACUAGUGUUAGUAAAUCUAGCAGGGAUAAUGGAAAGAGCAGAUGAAUCGUUACUACCAGGUGUUUACAAAGAAGUAGGAGCAGCUUUACAUACUGAUUCAACUGGUGGCUGUUUCGCGUGGUUUGAACGGUAUUGGACUAGCUAUGGUUCAACCAGCAAUUCAAUCCCUUGUUGAUGACUCAAAUCAUCUUGGUUGGAUUCUCUUCCACAUUCUUUCAGUAAUUUCAUUUUGCUUUUUCAGAUUUUGCCUUUUGGUGUUGGAUUUAGGUUUGAAUUAUUGGAGUUUAAGAUGUCUAGAUCCAAAAUUGAUGUUGGCGGGGGCGUAUGUCCUUUCACAGAUUUUUUCAGUUACCGUUAACCGGCCGUGUUGCAAACACUGUAUUGUAUUACCUUAUGGUGUUAGUGUGUCUAAAUAUCAGAGUGGCUGUUUCGCGAGGUUUGAAUGGUAUUGGACUAGCUAUGGUUCAACCAGCUAUUCAAUCCCUUGUUGAUGAUUCAACGGAGGACCAUAACCAGGGAAUAGUAUUUGGCUGGAUUCAACUAACAGGAAAUCUUGGCAGCAUGUUGUCAGUUCUUCUUGCUUCCACGUCGUUUUAUGGUAUUGCUGGUUGGAGAAUUGCAUUCCAUCUCGUUGCACUUGUAAGCAUCAUAGUUGGAAUCGUAGUGCGAUUGUAUGGCAAAGAUUCUCGUUUUGUUGAGAAAAAUUGUGUGGAUGGGGAUUCCAGCACAGGAAAAUCAUUACAGUUGAAGGAGUUUUUCAAAGAAGCAAAAUCCGUGAUGAAAAUCCCGACGUUCCAGAUUGUUGUAUCUCAGGGUGUUACUGGAUCAUUUGGAGGGGCAGCUUCGGCGUUCAUACCAUUGUGGUUAGAAGUUAUCGGCUUCUCCCACAAAGAAACGGCUUUUCUCAUGAGUAUGUAUCCAGUUGCUUGUUCCAUUGGAGGACUAUUUGGAGGAAAGAUGGGAGAUAUACUUUCUGUCCGCUUACCGAAUUCCUGCAGGAUCAUUUUGUCUCAGAUAAGUGCAGUUUCAUUCAUCCCACUAGCAUGGAUUUUGCAGCUUGGAUUACCUUAUGAUCCCUCCACCGCAUUUAAACAUGGCCUGGUUUUGUUCAUCAUUGGCCUGUUUACGUCGUGGAAUGCUCCAUCUACCAACAAUGCAAUAUUUGCAGAGAUAGUUCUGGUGAGAUCUCGAACGAGCAUUUAUGCUCUGGAUCAAUCCUUUGAGAACAUUUUAGCUUCUUUUGCUCCUCCAGUAGUCGGACUUCUGUCCCAGCAUGUUUUUGGUUAUAGACCUGCUCCUCAAGGUUCAAGUCAAUCAGCUGAAGUCGAAACAGACCGAAAAAAUGCAGCUUCACUAGCCAAGGCACUUUACGCUUCAAUAGCUAUUCCGUUCACAAUUUGUGUCCUCGUUUACUCUUUCAUGUACUGUACUUACCUCAGAGAUAGAGACCGCGGAAAAAUGAAGGCACUAAUUGAAUCAGAAAUGGAGCAGUUGGAGUCACAAAAAGUUCUAAUGGAUGGAAAAUACUCUCAAAUCCAGGCUUCUAAAGUUUAUGAAAAGGAAACUGUGAUUGAGCUGGAUUACUAAGUAAAGGAUGGACUCGAAGUUGAAAAUAACGAUGAAACUACUAACCCAUGAGCAAUUAUGAUGAACCAGGGAUCAAAGCAUUGGCGGAUCGACAGAGGUUGUUUUCUUAUGUAAAAAGGUACAGAGAGACAGUUGGUCAGCUCAUUGUGCAACGGACAGAAAUGCAAGAUUUCGUACUAACAGGAAGUGUAGGAAGUUUAAUGUUAUAAUUCUAAUUGAAACAAAGACUACAUUGCAAAAAAAAAAAAAAUCAAGUUCCACAUCUUAUUAUUAUUUACUUGUGGAAAUCUGGGCGGCAAGGCUAGCCGCAGCUAAUCAGUGUACAUGCAAAUCAUCACUAUGAAGUUAUUUCAUUAC